UCUUUUAUCGCUAACUUGUGUGCUUUUUCGUGUAUAUUUGUUUACUGUAAAUUAAAUUUUAUAAUUGGAAAAUAAUGUUAUCGAAAACCGCAGUUGUUGCUGCUGGAGUAUGUGGUACAUUGUUUCUUGGGUAUUGCAUAUAUUUUGACCGAAAACGCCGCAGUGAUCCCAAAUUCAAAGACAUUUUAAGGGACAGACGAGCUAAGGCACUUUUACAAAAGAAGCAAGCAGACAGAAAUUCGAAGAUCCAGUUGCCUAAUUUAAAAGAUUAUGAUUCUGUGCAAAAGUUCUUCAUUCAAGAAGUUCAACUGGGAGAAGAACUCCUGUCACAAGGUGAUUUGGAAAAUGGAGUGGAACAUCUUAGUACUGCUGUGGCAGUUUGUGGAGAGCCAGCUCAUCUGGUAGAAAUUUUAGAGCAACAACUUGCUCCUCAUGUUUUCGCAAUGUUGAUGCAAAGGCUUCCUGUUAUCAGUCGGAGAAUUGUAUCGAAUAUGACUGCUCGUCGUAUGCAAGAAGAAGAUGUUGAAUAGAGAAUUAUUUUAGUCUAAAAUAUAUUUUUCAUUAUCAUUGUAGAGCGUUCAAGUAAUUCAAUUGCUAAAGCUGGACUAAAAUGUAUAUAUGAAAUAUGCUUAUUGCAAUUACUCAUGCACUCAGAAGAAAUUAAACCAAAGUUUGUUAC
Molecule: messenger RNA, 679 nt
Organism: Uloborus diversus
Lineage: Eukaryota; Metazoa; Arthropoda; Arachnida; Araneae; Uloboridae
Product: mitochondrial import receptor subunit TOM20 homolog
Exons: 5
Coding region: 75-530 (151 amino acids)
Biological process (GO): tRNA import into mitochondrion; protein targeting; protein import into mitochondrial matrix
Cellular component (GO): mitochondrial outer membrane; mitochondrial outer membrane translocase complex
Molecular function (GO): transmembrane protein transporter activity
Source: RefSeq, a predicted model, not a curated record